Messenger RNA from Magallana angulata, 906 nucleotides. RefSeq lists its product as uncharacterized. Lineage: Eukaryota; Metazoa; Mollusca; Bivalvia; Ostreida; Ostreidae. The transcript is spliced from 4 exons. Gene Ontology annotation, molecular function: zinc ion binding. Bases 375 to 830 code for a protein of 151 amino acids. The record is from RefSeq and is a predicted model, not a curated record.
AGAUGCUAAAAUGGGUAAACCAGUAACAAUCCUUGCAGCACUUAAUUGAACUUUUUCUAAUCUCUCCAUGUCAGACUUAUCACAACCAUCCCAUGCUACAGAAGCGUAUUCAAGAACUGGUCUAAUAAAUGUGAUAUACUGUACAUUUUUAAUAAAUUUGUGCUACCUAGAGUAAACUUAAUCUUUUUUAAAAGUCCUAUUUUUCAUAUGCACUAUUUACUAUACUAUUAAUAUAUUGAGACCAACUUAAGUCGUUAGAAAAAAGUAAUCCAAGAUGUCUGUGGGUUGAAACAUAGUCCAGUAGGGUCUGUAAGUCUCGUCAGCUGACCAACGAGAUUUGACGAGAUUAUUAACUUCCGGGUACCUCGAGCGAUAUGGCGUUAUCGAUAUUGUAUUGGGCAAACUAUGUUGAGGGUUUAACAAAGAUUAAAAGGAAAAGUGAAGCUGCAGUUGAGUCUCAGAGGGUCCUCCGUUUAGCGUUUGACGAGUUGCAUGUCAUUACUGCCAAUGUUCAAGCAUCAAUGAGGGACACAUCAUACAAAGUUCAGAUAUUCCUUGAAUCUGAAGAUAACGGUGUGGUGGAGUCAUCAUCAUGCGAGUGUCCUAUGGGGAGGUAUAAGUGUCCUAUGGGGAAGUAUAAGUGUCAUCAUGUGGCAGCAACUCUCCUUUAUGGAUAUAAGAAGGCAAGCAAAACCGACAUAAAAUGCAGUUGGUUAAAACAUCCAAAGUCAGCACAGCCAAAGGUGACAACAACCAUGGAGGAAUUAUUUCCACCAAAACAACCAGGAUACAGCAAUGCACUGGAUUCUGUGAAAAGAACCCACAACUGAAGAUAGUCCUGUUGUCUUGAUACAAGAACUAUUUCAAAGUAAAGAUUUCUUGGAUGCUGAAUGCAAGGAAUCCUUU